Molecule: messenger RNA, 1026 nt
Organism: Geosmithia morbida
Lineage: Eukaryota; Fungi; Ascomycota; Sordariomycetes; Hypocreales; Bionectriaceae
Product: translation initiation factor 4E
Exons: 3
Coding region: 1-1026 (341 amino acids)
Biological process (GO): translational initiation
Cellular component (GO): cytoplasm; eukaryotic translation initiation factor 4F complex
Molecular function (GO): RNA 7-methylguanosine cap binding; translation initiation factor activity
Source: RefSeq, a predicted model, not a curated record
AUGGAGAACCUAUGGACCCGUCGGACAAACAACAAUAAGCUCUCGCUAUCGACAACGUCUGAUGGGAUCGGAUCCGGCACCGAAUCGUCCCGUAACACCUCCUUCUCAAAACGCCAGGGCGGCGACGGCCCCUCCCACCUCAGAUCCAACCCCUCGGCCGGCGGUUCCACCACCCCGGGCGGCGGCAGUAGCUUGACGUCGCCCGGGGGAAGCAUGUCGGGCGGCGCCUUUGGCCUGGGCUCCGGGGCGUUCGCCUCGUUCGGCUCGGCCAAGACGCCCAAGUCGACGGGAAACCCGUUUGAGGCCGCCAUGACGCCGUCACCGGCCAGCGCCGCCGCCGCCAGGGAACCGUCCAAGUCGGCGAGCAGGGGUGGUGCCGGCGGCGGCACGUCCUCCGUCGCCGGGGCCAAGGGUGCCGGCUCCACCCCCGGCCCUCUGGUCGUCCACGCCCUCCGAGACGAGUGGACGUUCUGGUACCGACCACCCAUAUCCAAGGCCCACGGCUUCAUCGAGUACGAGCACACCCUGCACCCCGUAGCCACGGCUCGCACCGUCGAGGACUUCUGGUCCGUCUACGCCCACCUCAAGAGGCCGUCGUCGCUGCCGGUCGUGUCCGACUACCACCUGUUCAAGAAGGAUGUCCGCCCCAUCUGGGAGGACGACAUCAACCGCAAGGGGGGGAAGUGGGUCGUCCGCAUGAAGAAGGGCGUCGCCGACCGCCUGUGGGAGGACCUCCUGCUCGCCCUCGUCGGGGACCAGUUUGGCGAUGCGGGGGAGGACGUCUGCGGCGCCGUGCUGAGCGUCCGCAACGGGGAGGACAUCCUGAGCAUCUGGACCAGGACGGACGGCGGCCGCGUGCUCAAGAUCCGCGAGACGAUGAAGCACGUCCUCAACUUCCCCCCCAACACCCGCGUCGAGUUCAAGAGCCACGACUCGAGCAUCCAGCAGCGCACCGCCAUCGACGAGCAGCGUCGCGAGAAGGCAAACCAGCACCACGAGAAGCGUCAGACGAGGCAGGCUGAAUAG